This is a messenger RNA of Arabis nemorensis, 1179 nucleotides long. The record is from the annotation of a GenBank genome assembly. Lineage: Eukaryota; Viridiplantae; Streptophyta; Magnoliopsida; Brassicales; Brassicaceae.
AUGGAACAUCAAGGUUGGAAUUUUGAGGAGAAUUAUAAUUUGUCCACUAAUAGAAGAUCGAUAAGGCCAGAAGAUGAACUAGUGGAAUUGUUAUGGCGAGAUGGGCAAGUGGUUUUGCAGAGCCAAACAUAUAGAGAGCAAAACCAAACUCAAACUCAGAAACAAGAUCAUCAUCGUCAAGAAACCCUAAGAUCCAACACUUUUCUUAAAGAUCAAGAAACCGUUUCUUGGAUCCAAUACCCUCCAGAUGAAAACCCAUUCGAAACCGACGAUUUCUCCUCUCAUUUCUUCUCAACCGUCGAUCCGAGCUCAGAGACGACGGUUAAGCCUAAAUCCGGUCCUUAUCCUCCCCAAGUCAUGCCACCUCCUAAGCUUAGGCCAACGGAUUCAUCAUCAUCAUCAGGAGUCAGAGAGCUAGGGAAGGAAGAGUACUCGGUAAAGACCGUUGGGCCGAGCCACUGCGUGAGCAACCAAUCGCAGAACGACCUCACUGUGGAAGGAAAAGAUGUCUCAAUGAGUCAUGAUCAAAGCAAAACUAUCGAAGAAAAGGUUUACCAGAACGCAACUUCCUCAUCAGGUGGCUCCUCUGGUUGUAUCUUUGGCAAGAACAUGAAAGAAAUGGCUAAUGAAAGAAACAUCACGACAGACCGUAAGAGAAAACAUAUAAUGGACACUGAUGAAUCUGUGUCUCAUUCAGAUGCUAAUGGUAACAAAUCGAAUCAAAGAUCAGGAUCAACGCGAAGAAGUCGAGCAGCAGAAGUUCAUAAUCUCUCCGAAAGGAGGAGAAGAGAUAGGAUUAAUGAGAGAAUGAAGGCUUUGCAAGAACUAAUACCUCAUUGCAGUAAAACUGAUAAAGCUUCCAUUUUGGACGAAGCUAUAGACUAUUUGAAGUCACUUCAGUUACAGCUACAAGUUAUGUGGAUGGGAAGUGGAAUGGCGGCGACAGCAGCGGCGGCUCCGAUGAUGUUCACCGGAGUACAGCCUCCGCCGUUUAUCCGUCAGAUGCAGAGUCCGGUACAGUUGCCACGAUUUCCGGUUAUGGAUCGGUCUGCGAUUCAGAACAACCCUGGUUUACUUUGUCAGAACCCGGUACAAAAUCAGGUCUUCUCUGGCCGGUUUGCUAGAUACAUCGGCGGAUUCCCACACAUGCAUCCGGCGUCUCAGUGUUUACCUUUUUAA